Emiliania huxleyi CCMP1516 is the source of this 2487-nucleotide messenger RNA. RefSeq lists its product as hypothetical. NCBI's taxonomy places the organism in Eukaryota, Haptophyta, Isochrysidales, Noelaerhabdaceae. The record is from RefSeq and is a predicted model, not a curated record. Gene Ontology annotation, molecular function: RNA polymerase II C-terminal domain phosphoserine binding; DNA binding. Bases 1 to 2487 code for a protein of 828 amino acids. Gene Ontology annotation, cellular component: Cdc73/Paf1 complex. The transcript is spliced from 3 exons.
AUGCAGCAGCCCAGGACGCUGGGCAAGCAGAUCCGCCCCGUCGGCGGCGGGAAGCAGAUCCGCCCCGUCGGCGGCGGGAAGCAGCUGGGCCGCUACUACGGCGGCAAGCGGCCGCGCGGCAGUGACGACGAGGACGACGACGAGGACGACGACGAGGACGACGAGGGUGGUUCGGACGGCGAUGCCGCCGGGCGGGGCGAGGCCGGUGACGAGGAGGAGGACGAGUUUGGCCAGUGGGACGGCGAAGGCGACGAGGAGGAGGACAGGCCCCCUGCCGCGCCCGCCGUGCCGAGCGCGCCGCCGCCUGUCGGCAAGGUUGGCAAGGCGCUGGCGGUGGGCGUCGGGAUGGGCAAGAUGGCCAAGCCAGUCGGCGUGGGGAUGGGCAAGGUGCGGAAGCCCGUGGGGAUCGGCAAGGGCAAGAUGGCCAAGCCAGUCGGCGUGGGGAUGGGCAAGGGCGCGCGCGCGGCGUACGGCGGGAAGCAGGUCAGCCAGCGGCAGGUCAGCCAGCGGCAGGUGUACGGGGGAAAGAAGCUGAGGCGGAAGGCGAGCAGUGACGACGACGAGUCGGACGAGGAGGAGGAGAGCGAGGAGGAGGAGGAGGAGGCGGAGGAGGAGGAGGCGGUGGAGACGGACGAGGAGGCCGCAGACAGCGCGGAGGCGGCGGCGGCGGCGGGAGGGGAGGGAGGUGCCGAGGCGGAGGAGGAGGCACAGGAGAGCGAGGAGGAGGAGGAGGAGGAGGACUACAACUCGGCGGACGACUACGACGAGGAGGGGUACAAGGGCGCGCAGGACCGAGCCGAGCUGAUGGCGAAGUCGCAGCUCGAGCGCGAGAUGAUUCUGGCGGAGCGCCUCGAGAAGCGCGAUCAGCGGAAGGAGCAGCUCGAGGUGCGCGCCAAGAUCCGGGCGCAGCGCAACCAGAAUGCCGCCACGAAGCGCUCGUCUGCGCGCGGCAAGGCCACCGCUGGCAAGGACCGCGCCUCGCAGAUGCGGGAGCUGGGCGCGAAGCGGAGGGAGGCGGAGGCGCGGCGGGACCGCGACCGGGAGCAGCGGCAGGGCGGCAGCGACGACGACGACGACGAGGGGGGGGAGGAGGAGGAGGAGCGGGCGGGCGCCCCCUCCGCCGACGUGCGGCGGCGCGAGCCCGCGGCGAGCGCCGACCCGAUGGAGGGGUUCGGAGGGGAGGGCGCCGGCUUCGAGGCGGCCGCGGACCCGCCGACGCUCGAGCGGAUCCGGCUGACGCGCAACAAGCUGGAGCUGUGGCUGCUCGAGCCCUUCUUCGAGAGGGUGCUGCCGGGCUGCCUCGUCCGGAUCGGAAUCGGACAGCAGAGCUCCGGCCGGCCGGUGUACAAGGUGGCGGAGGUGCUCGGCGUCAAGGACGGCUUCAAGCCCUACAUGAUGGGCAAGGCCAAGACGACCAAGCGGCUCGAGCUCGCCAUCGGCAGCGCCAAGAAGGCCUUCGCGAUGAACUUUGUCUCGAACCAAAACUUUGAGGUGCAGGAGCUCGAAAAGUACCGCCGCUCGCUCAAGGAGGCGGGCGGGGUGGACCGGUGGCCGUCGCAGCGGGCGGUGGACCAGAAGGCGGAGGAGCUGCGCAAGUGCAAGGACUACGACUACACCGAGGAGGAGAUCAACGCGAUGGUCGCCGAGAAGAAGAAGCUCGGGCUCACCAAGGGGCGCGCGGCCGCCGACAAGGCCACGCUCGCGAUGGACUUGCUCGCCGCGCGCGAGGGCGACGAGGAGACGCGCAAGCAGCUCGAGGCGGAGCAGAAGAAGCUCGAGGCGCGGCAGGCGAGCGAGAAGCGGCUGCAGGAGCAGCGCGAGGGCAAGGCCUUCGCCAUCAAGGACAUCAACAUGCGCAACCGCGCCUUUGAGCUCUCCGUGGCCCGGACCGCGGGCGAGAGGGCGAAAGCGCAGCGGGCCGGCGACGCCCCCUCCGUCAAGGACCCGUUCGCACGCAUCGAGAACCGCGGCACCAACUACUACACCAUCGGCAAGGCCGCCGAGCCGGCGACCGCAGCCGCGGAGGGGGCGGGCCCUUCCAGCGCCGCCCCCUCCGCGCCGGAGCUCGCCAUCGACGUGAGCGCGCCGGCGGAGCCGCACGCCGACAGCGGCAUCAGCCCCGGCUUCCGCGAGCUCAUCGCGACACCGCGGCCGGGCAGCAACGCAGAAUUGCCCCCCGCCGAGCGCGCCGUCGCCGACAUCGCCGCCGCCGGAUUUGGAGACCUCGCCCUGAGCGCCCCCUCGCCGCGCGUCGGCGGCGGCCGCGCGGGUGGUGCGGCCGCUGGCCGGCUGCCUGAGCUGGUCGGCCGGCGCGCAAAGGCGCACGCCGUCGACAUCGACAUCGACAUCGACAUCGACGCGCCCGUGGCCUCCGUGCCUCGCUUGCCCACGGUGGUCCGUGGCGCGCCGCCGCUGCAGCCACCGUCCGACGCGCCGCGAAACACGCUCAGCGUUUCCGACUACAAGCGGCGCAUGGGCAUCCUGUAG